UAUCUCUUUGGCUAGAUCCUCACUUAACAAGGAUUUUCGGGAUCACGCCGAGCAGCAGCACAUAGCAGCGCAGCAGAAGGCUGCUUUACAGCACGCUCAUGCCCAUUCUUCAGGAUAUUUUAUAACACAAGACUCAGCCUUUGGGAAUCUCAUUCUGCCUGUAUUACCACGGCUAGAUGUAGAGUAAGAGAAAAUUCAUGAAACAGAAAACAUCUGGAUUCAUCUAAGCUGCUUUUUCAACUUUUAGGGAAUCAUUUGUGAAAAGAACUGAGAAUUGUUCAAAAUGGUUUUGAUUUUGAAUUCCUGAUAUUUUGGUUUUGGGAGACAACAUAAAAUGUAUUCUGGAAAUAUGCUGCUUUUAUUCUACUACAUAUGCAUUGUAUAAAGAACCUGUUUUCAUUUUCUAGUACACGUGAAUAAGGCUUUAAAUCAGAAAAUGGAGAGGGGAAGGAAGUACAGUGUCUCUGUAACAGAAAGAUCUAUAACUCUUACUACCCAUUUAUUAAAUAGGUUAUGCAUAAAUUUUACUGGUGAAUUGUAAUAGUUCCUAAUACCAUGAAAAGUAGAAUGUUGGAGUUUGCAAAUGAGAAAUAACUACAUGCAUGGGACAAAUGUUUCAGAUAAAUGUAAUGUUUAAUUUAACAUAACUGGUUAGUUGAACUCUUUUCAAAGGCUUCCGCCAUAAGACAGAAUCAUCUGGAAAAGUGAACAAUCGCAACAGAAAGAUAGGUGCAAAAAGAAUAUACGAUUUCCCAAACCAAGAUGGCUUCAUCUCAUGAGGUUCUGAUAGUGUGAUUGCCAGGGACGUUUCAAAAGAUGAAGUUUGAAAGUACAUAUUUUAAGACAAUAUUCAUCUAAUUGUAUAUAACUGCCGGUUGGCAGCGUCUCAUUUGUGUGAGUCUCAUAGUCAGAAUCUGGCAUUUGUCUCUUUUCUUUUUCUUCCACGGAGGAAAACUUCAUGCGCAGACAAGAUUGAGACUUCAAAUGGACAGAUGGUCUUAGCAGUUGGAGCAAAUGCUACCUGCCGAAUUCUCAUUUAUCAUGUACCUCUUAAGGGGGGAAAAAACGCUAAAGCAUACACAGGAGACAUUCUGGUGUAGUUUUCUCACAUCUGUUUUAUCAUGAACAUUUGUUUGUUAUACACAAAGUUAGGACUACAUUUAUCUUAUCUAGCUCCUUGGCUUUCCAGCAUCUCCUCUUCUAGAUGUACUGCCAGCAAUGGACGACAGCGAUCAGAAGUAGAUUCAAGGGAGCCAAGGGACAGAUGUGCUAUUAUUGAAGCGCCUGCUGUUUCCUCAGCUAUAAGUAAAAACAACUAUUACCAAAAGUGUUGAUUAACAGGCACGCUCAAGUGAAUGUUCGGCUGUUCUUAGUCUAGUAGCAUACAUUUGUACACCAAGGAUUCCUAAAUGUUCUGUCAUCACCUCUGCCUUUAGUGUAAUCUUAAUACACACACCUCCAAAUCAACAAGGAAAACAAUGAAAUGUUGGAAAAGGUGGGUUUAUUGUAACAAUGUAACUAAAAAAAUUCUUCACACCUGGCUUGGACUCUGCAUCUCCCCAAGAAAGGUGCAAUUUACAGUUUGGGAAACCCUGAUGUAUAAGCUGGGUAGUUAAUAUCUCAGAAGCCUCACCAGUUUCACAGAAUAAGCCAGCUAGACUGAAUUUGACAGAAUUUUAUCAUUCUUUGGCAUGGGGGAUUUUGAUGAAAGUUGCUUCCUAAGAAAUCCCAAUGUAAUUUGUUGAGAGCAUUUAUACUGUUUUUGAGUUUUCUAAUGCCAAAUAUUCCAGCAGUCUGAAUAAAGACAGUCCCAAUUAUAA
This is a messenger RNA of Thamnophis sirtalis, 1820 nucleotides long. Lineage: Eukaryota; Metazoa; Chordata; Lepidosauria; Squamata; Natricidae. The record is from RefSeq and is a predicted model, not a curated record.